CCUGUAGGAGCCGUCCGAGAAUUCCCCAACAAUCUCAUCGCGAGUACGGCAUGCAUGCCCUGCAACGGAGCGUCAAUGGCGGCAAACAGCAAGGCAGCUUCCGCUCAUCUUCGUCCUCGUCGACGCAAAGCCAAGAUGUGAACCCGUACCAUCAACUACUCGAUGCCGUGGAACGGUCGGAUACCUCAGUCGUGGACCGCCUGCUGCACAAAGGAAUUCGACCGUCGACGCAGGAAGUGAACAUGUCGAUCUUGUCGGCUGCUUGCAUGUCUGGAUCGUACGACGUGUUUGAGCAGUUGGUCACUCAAGGAUGGCUCGUGUUUGCUGCAAGCUUGUCGGAAGCGGCCACGGUGCAGAUUCUGUUCGAAUUGGUCAACUUGGCCACGCAGGGACGUAACAUCCAAAUCAUCACAGGACUUUGCCGCGUCGGUGGCAUCACCGUGAGUCAAGUCGUUGAGCGCGUGCCCGUAACGCGCGAUCCAAGCAUCGUCAAAGUUAUCACGCCACUGUUGAUUUCUGCUAUUCAAGGCGACUUGCACGUGGUCAACUACCUAUUGGACGGCGGCGUCGACGUCAACUUGGGCUCAACGAAGGAAGGCAACUCGCCCCUUGGUAUGGCCGCGAUCCACGGGCACGUUGCUGUGGUGGAAGCGUUGAUUGAGUCAGGUGCGAACCCGCACCACACCAACUACAAAGGCGAGACUGUGUACGACUUGGCGGAUGUGUACGGUCACGCCAACAUUCAAUGCUUGCUCAUGCAUGGCGAAGACAAGGAUGACGCGAUGAAGCUAGACGACGUGGAUGCAACGUUGAUGAAGCGAAGGAUCCACAACAUUCGAAAGGGCAAGGCGCACACACAUUACACGCUGCAAGAGCGCGGCGGGCAAGUCGAUGUGUCCAAGCUCAAUCGGCGCAUUAACCAUCUGAAGAACAGAGUCAACGGUCGUGUCGAGGCCGACCUGUACACGCUGCGAUCGAACUCGUUGGGCAGCGACAGCUUUUGACGUGAUCUGACCCUGGUUCGAUAGUCGGAGCGCGAAGAUGUAUUUACUAGGCUGUUGAAUUUUUGACGGGCAUUUUCAGGACCAAUACAUGAUAUCCAGCACCCUAUGAUCAGCAGGUCCAUCGCGCCCUAUUGGCGACACAACGGAGACGGUCAGCAGGGUUG
Molecule: messenger RNA, 1168 nt
Organism: Aphanomyces invadans
Lineage: Eukaryota; Oomycota; Saprolegniomycetes; Saprolegniales; Verrucalvaceae
Exons: 1
Coding region: 51-1004 (317 amino acids)
Molecular function (GO): protein binding
Source: RefSeq, a predicted model, not a curated record